GCCGCCGCCGCGCUGCGCACCGCCCGGUGCCGGCCUGCGCCCCGAGCCCGAGCGGCGGCCACCCCGACUCCCCGGCCCGCGCGGAUGUGAGAUUCCGGGCUCCUGGCGCCUCCCGACCGCCGACUGCCGCGCCGCGCGGCUUCGCCCAAGAGGAGACGGCCAGGCGGGCUGUGCGGCUUGUGGAUUUUUAAAAAUUUGGCUCCGAGGAGGACCAUUUCCUCUCGACAUGCAUCCCUCCGGAUAGACUGAACAUCCCUCGAUCCAUCCCCCGCCCCGCGCGGUCAGAGGCAGGCGCUGGGUGUGCGAAGAGGAUCCGGGUUGAAAUCUGCGCCCCCGGUUCUUGUCCCCGCCCCGUCCCACCUCCCCCUCCCCCUCCCGGAGUCGAAAUUUCCCGGGGAUUAUGUUUCGGAAAGGUAGGUAAGCGCCGGGCGCGGCGCCCGCGUCCCCGCAGCCCGGACCCGGAGAGCCAGCGAGGCGGCGACACAGCCCCCGCGGCUUGCAGCGAAGCCGACAGCUCGUCUCCUCUUCUGGGGGUGCUGCUGGUGGUAGGGGGGGAGAGACUUGCUCCAAACGCGAACGUCCCCCAGCUCUCCCCCCCUCCCUGUUUUCCGUUAGGAGCCCGGCGAGGAAAUACAUGCACUCGCCGAGAAUCGCCCGCGCUAGGGCGCAACGCUACAAGGUGUAGGGAGAGUGUGGGGUGGGGUGAGAGGGGACCCAGGAGACCCCGUGGCUCAGAGCGCCGGGGCGUCGGUUCUUCAUUCCUGCCCUCGGGGCGGACGGAGUGACCCGGCCCCCACUCCCCGCCCCGACCAUGGUAGUGUUCAAUGGCCUUCUUAAGAUCAAAAUCUGCGAGGCAGUGAGCUUGAAGCCCACAGCCUGGUCGCUGCGCCAUGCGGUGGGACCCCGGCCGCAGACUUUCCUUCUUGACCCCUACAUCGCCCUCAACGUGGACGACUCGCGCAUCGGCCAAACGGCCACCAAGCAGAAGACCAAUAGCCCGGCCUGGCACGACGAGUUCGUCACCGAUGUGUGCAAUGGGCGCAAGAUCGAGCUGGCCGUCUUCCACGAUGCCCCCAUCGGCUACGACGACUUCGUGGCCAACUGCACCAUCCAGUUUGAGGAGCUGCUGCAGAACGGGAGCCGGCACUUCGAGGACUGGAUUGAUCUGGAGCCAGAAGGAAGAGUGUAUGUGAUCAUUGAUCUGUCGGGGUCGUCGGGUGAAGCCCCUAAAGACAAUGAAGAGCGAGUGUUCAGGGAGCGUAUGCGGCCCAGGAAGCGGCAGGGGGCCGUCAGACGCAGGGUCCACCAGGUCAACGGCCACAAGUUCAUGGCCACCUACCUUCGGCAGCCCACCUACUGCUCCCACUGCAGAGAUUUUAUCUGGGGUGUCAUAGGAAAGCAGGGAUACCAGUGUCAAGUUUGCACUUGCGUGGUCCACAAGCGAUGCCAUGAGCUCAUAAUUACGAAGUGUGCGGGAUUAAAGAAACAGGAAACUCCCGACGAGGUGGGCUCCCAGCGGUUCAGCGUCAACAUGCCCCACAAGUUUGGUAUCCACAACUACAAGGUCCCCACCUUCUGCGACCACUGUGGGUCCUUGCUCUGGGGCCUCUUACGGCAGGGUUUGCAGUGCAAAGUCUGCAAGAUGAACGUUCACCGACGCUGUGAGACCAACGUAGCUCCCAACUGUGGAGUGGACGCCAGAGGAAUUGCCAAAGUCCUGGCGGACCUAGGCGUCACUCCAGACAAAAUCACCAACAGCGGCCAAAGGAGGAAAAAGCUCAUUGCUGGCGCCGAGUCUCCGCAGCCUGCUUCCGGAAGCUCACCGUCUGAGGAAGAUCGAUCCAAGUCAGCACCCACCUCCCCUUGUGACCAGGAAAUAAAAGAACUUGAAAACAACAUUCGGAAGGCCUUGUCAUUUGACAACCGAGGGGAGGAGCACAGGGCGGCGGCCUGCAGCGAUGGCCACCUGGCGAGCCCCGGCGAGAACGGCGAAGUGCGGCAGGGCCAGGCCAAGCGCUUGGGUCUGGAUGAGUUCACCUUCAUCAAGGUGCUGGGCAAAGGCAGCUUUGGCAAGGUCAUGUUGGCUGAGCUGAAAGGCAAAGAUGAAGUAUAUGCUGUGAAAGUUUUAAAGAAGGAUGUCAUCCUCCAGGAUGAUGAUGUGGACUGCACGAUGACAGAGAAGAGGAUUUUGGCUCUGGCGCGGAAACACCCGUACCUAACCCAACUCUAUUGCUGCUUUCAGACCAAGGACCGCCUCUUUUUUGUCAUGGAGUAUGUCAAUGGUGGAGACCUCAUGUUCCAGAUUCAGCGCUCUCGAAAAUUCGAUGAGCCUCGUUCCCGGUUCUAUGCUGCAGAGGUUACGUCAGCCCUCAUGUUCCUCCACCAACAUGGAGUCAUCUACAGGGAUUUGAAACUGGACAACAUCCUUCUGGAUGCAGAAGGUCACUGCAAGCUAGCUGACUUUGGGAUGUGCAAGGAGGGGAUUCUGAACGGCGUCACAACCACCACAUUCUGUGGAACUCCUGACUACAUCGCACCCGAGAUCCUGCAGGAGUUGGAGUACGGCCCCUCGGUGGACUGGUGGGCCCUGGGGGUGCUGAUGUAUGAAAUGAUGGCUGGGCAGCCCCCGUUCGAGGCCGACAAUGAGGACGACCUGUUUGAGUCCAUCCUCCAUGACGACGUGCUCUACCCCGUCUGGCUCAGCAAGGAGGCCGUCAGCAUCCUGAAAGCCGUGAGUCCUCGCCCUCCCCCUCCCCCUCCCCCUCGUGCCUGCUCCCCUGGCCUCUGUCUUCUCCCUCUGUCCCUGUCACUCCUUUCCCAUCCCAUGAGACCUUUCGCUAUCCCUCUCCGCCCGUCUCUGGCCCACCUCUGCUGCAGCCGAAUGGUAGGCAGUCACAGUGGGGAGCUGAGGCUCGAGUUGCUUUCUGAACUGGACCCUGCGUCCUCCCCUACCACCCGCACCCGUCUUCCUCUGGAGCCUGUGAUGGACAAGAGGGAGGCGAGCACAGUGUAUCUGCAUGCAUGA
This is a messenger RNA of Panthera uncia (snow leopard), 3025 nucleotides long. It is a transcript of the gene PRKCE, whose product is annotated as protein kinase C epsilon. Gene Ontology annotation, biological process: intracellular signal transduction; peptidyl-serine phosphorylation. NCBI's taxonomy places the organism in Eukaryota, Metazoa, Chordata, Mammalia, Carnivora, Felidae. The coding region runs from base 812 to 3025 and encodes 737 amino acids. The transcript has 14 exons. Gene Ontology annotation, molecular function: ATP binding; diacylglycerol-dependent serine/threonine kinase activity. The record is from RefSeq and is a predicted model, not a curated record.